GUGGCCCCAGCUCUGGUGGCACCUUGGAGCCUGGAGCCCCCGACCGCGCCCGGCUCACCAGGACGACUGUCCCCUGGCCCAGACAACGCUAAGAUGGGGGCGCCCGCGGAGCCGGCCGGCCCCCCCCAGAUCCUGGUGGCCCAGGCCCCUGGCAGCCUCACCUGCCACGGCGUGGACAGUCCAACGCUGACCCCCGGUGAGGCCCCACCUGGGCGCUGCCCACGCUGACCGCUGGCCUCUGCCGGCCCCGGCUGCGCCAAGGGCUGGGCGGGGGCGGAGGGCCGGUCCUGUCCGCCCGGCUGAGCCGCACCCCUUUGCAGACCGGCCCCUGGACAUGGGCGAGUGCCCCCGGCGUCGCUGCAGCGUCUACCGGCCCUGGUUCUCGCCCUACAGCUACUUCGUGUGCGCCGACCGUGGCGGCCGGCUGGAGGCCUCGGGCUGCCGUGAGGGCCCCUGGGACGAGGGCCGGGGGGACGGCUGGCCGGCCGAGGACGCGGGCGCCGAGAGCCUGGGCUCGUCCUCGUCCUCCCCGGAGCACGCGGGGGCCCCGCGCGGCCGCGCCUGGCCCGAGAGCAGUGUCACCUCGCAGGACAUCCUGGCGGCCUGCCGCGGGCAGCUGGUCCAGCAGAGCGGCUACAAGUGCGCGGCCUGCUGCCGGCUCUACCCCACCCUGCACUCGCUCAAGAGCCACAUCCGCAGCGGCGCCCGCGAGGGCUUCAGCUGCGGCGUCUACUACCGCAAGCUCAAGGCACUGUGGGGCGGCCAGCGGGCGCGGCCCGGCGCGGGCGGCCAGCCCUGCCCCUAGCCAGCCCCUCUGUCUCCAGAGAAAGCUCAAUAAAUGCCAUUGCUCUCGAACCCGCCUCCCGGGGGGGUGGCCAGAGGAGGAGGGGGUGGCUGGGGGGGCAACGGCGGGUGAGGUUGGACAGUGCCUCCAACUCAAACCCACGACCUCCCCACCAGACACAGUUCCCGGCACCAACUGGGAUGGUUGGGGGAGGGGAGGGCACACAAAGAACCUUCCAGAGGGGCUGGAGCGAUAGCACAGCGGGGAAGGCCUUUGCCUUGCACGCGGUCGACCCGGGUUCGAUUCCCAGCAUCCCAUAGGGUCCCCGAGCACCACCAGGAGUGAUUCCUGAGUGCAUGAGCCAGGAGGAACCCCUGUGCAUCGCCGGGUGUGAUGCAAAUUUACAAAAAAAGAGCCUUCUGGAAGCUUCCCCUGCGGCAAGACGCCCCCCACACCUGAAGUCACCGAGUCCCCCACGCUCAGCCCCUCCGGGGGACCCAGAAACUGCAGACAAACCCUUCCCAAGCUCUGGGUCUGUGCGUAGAGAAAUCAUGAAUCCGAGGGGUCCUUGCAAGAUGCUGGGGCCAGGGGGGCUGCCACUGCCCGAGGCCUGGAAGAGGCCGGAGGGAGGGGAGGGGCCCCACGGAAAACCCAAGGGUCUGGGGAUAGUGAGAGCCCCGCCCCCCAGGGAUGAACGAAAGUGAGACCCCAGAGGGCAGACGGGCCGGGCCAAGCCUGUGGGUUCAGGGGACGCAGAGAACCUGGCCUCCCUAACGGCAGCUGGCCGAGAUCACCCCAAAAC
Messenger RNA from Sorex araneus (European shrew), 1586 nucleotides. RefSeq names its product spermatogenesis associated 46 (gene SPATA46). Gene Ontology annotation, cellular component: nuclear membrane. The record is from RefSeq and is a predicted model, not a curated record. Gene Ontology annotation, biological process: fertilization. Lineage: Eukaryota; Metazoa; Chordata; Mammalia; Eulipotyphla; Soricidae. The transcript has a single exon. The coding region runs from base 335 to 805 and encodes 156 amino acids.